This is a messenger RNA of Desarmillaria tabescens, 912 nucleotides long. RefSeq lists its product as uncharacterized. Lineage: Eukaryota; Fungi; Basidiomycota; Agaricomycetes; Agaricales; Physalacriaceae. The transcript is spliced from 4 exons. The record is from RefSeq and is a predicted model, not a curated record. Bases 1 to 912 code for a protein of 303 amino acids.
AUGAAUCUGCUGGCGCACAACAUCGUGGUGGGCAAGACGAGAGUGUACCAGGCAUUGGAAUGCCAAACAAUAUAUCUAUCAACAUCAUCAGGUCACCGUACUGUGGACCUGUUUGAUGAUGAUUCCAGUGUCAAUCUGGAAGGCUCUUCACAUGUUCAUAAUGCUGAUGGAGCUCAGAAUACCCCAACAUCUGGUGCAGCCACUGAGAUUGGAGCAAUUAGAGCUCCUGCGCACCCUAUGCACAGCGUGCCUGUCAACUCUGGUCGCAAGGGAGGAGGCCAGCCAGCCCUGAAAACUGGAUCGGAAAAGAAGGUACCUAAACCUCAUGGACAGGCAGGAAAGGACUUCUUGAUUGCAGAGAAAAUGGGCUUAGCAGGGUCGAGGAAAAAACGAGAUCGCUACAAUGCCCUGCUGAGAAGUGCACGGGAUCUGACACUGAACGCGCAUCUCCCUUUUGAGCGCAGCUGGUGUGAUAUCCCUGCAGCUUCAAAGGCAACUCUUUUUGCAGUUGCCCAAGAUGUCCACCCUUUCCUCAGUCAUUUCGAAAAUGAUUGGGCAACCGAGGCAAUUGUCCACCAGUAUAUGAAGAAUAAGCGCAAGACCCUUUACAAGGCUGGUAGCCUCGAAAAGCCCAAAGGAUACAAGUAUCUCAAAGAGAAUGCUGCCAAGCGAGACCAGUCGAAAUCACACAAGAAAACAGCCACCAAGAACUAUGAGGCCAACAAGUUGGAACACAAGAAGGCCAAAGAGUACCAGAGGCACUUGAAGCGGAUCUCUAGGAAGGUCAUGGAGGAUGAGGAGAAUGAACAGGAGAAGGGAGAUGAAUUUAUUCAAGGAUCAUCCAGAGAUGGAGAUGAAGAUGUCGACAUGGCUGAUGAGGAGAAUGACAAUGACAUCGAAGGUGGAAAUUGA